CAACCCAUUUGUUGUUACAUAAAUCCAAAACAGAAGAUAAUUUCAUUUUAUUUUUCUUCCCUUUUUUUUCUCUCAAAAUUAAACAUCCAUAUUUUUUCUUGAUUACCUUCUAGUGCAAAGAUUCAUGAUGGUUUUUUUGUUAAAGUUGUUAUAAGAUCUGUUUGAAUCUUUGUUUUCAAAGAUUGGAAUUUUUAGAUACUGAAAAUGGCAACAGAGACUGAACCUGCUUCAUCAACUUCAGUGAUCAUCUCAUCUGAUGCCAGAGGAAAACAUCGAGUGGUUGCUGAAUUGAAACGCCUUGAGCAAGAAACUAGAUUCCUAGAGAAAGAGCUUGAAGAACUCGAAAGAACAAAUAAAGUUUCCGACGUUUUACCAGAACUGCUUCGUAACAUAGGAACUAGACCUGAUGCGCUACUCCCAGUAACAAAAAGCCCCAUAGAUCCAACCUGGGAUAGGUGGUUUGAAGGGCCUCGGAAGCAACAAGGCUGCAUAUGCUGUUUUUUCAGAUGAAUUCAUUCUUACAUUCUUCUCACAAAUUCUUUUACACAGAUUAUUCUGUUUCUAAGAAAGAAGAACAAGCAGUUACAUGGAGUGAUUUUGACUUACUGUAAACACAAGCUGCGAGCCAUUCAUUCACGAUCCUGACCCAAGCACUCGUCCAACCUACAUCUAUCGUCCACCUGCAAGGAAAAAUAAAAUGUUCGCUCAGAUGAAUGUUUAUCACAGGUUGUGCAUAUGAUUCCCCGGCAUUUCUUGCUAAGAUGAGUACAUUUUCUGCUUGGGAUUAAACAUAAAAUGCGAAAUCAGAAAACAAUCCUUUCGCUAGUGUGCAUAAUACAGCUAGAAA
Papaver somniferum (opium poppy) is the source of this 847-nucleotide messenger RNA. RefSeq names its product guanine nucleotide-binding protein subunit gamma 1-like. The coding region runs from base 205 to 510 and encodes 101 amino acids. The record is from RefSeq and is a predicted model, not a curated record. Gene Ontology annotation, biological process: G protein-coupled receptor signaling pathway. NCBI's taxonomy places the organism in Eukaryota, Viridiplantae, Streptophyta, Magnoliopsida, Ranunculales, Papaveraceae. The transcript is spliced from 5 exons.